CUGGUGUACUUUCGUUGAAAUGCAGACUGUAUAAUAAUGAGGGUACCUUAUAUAUAGAUCCUGCUACACAGAUUAUUUUCCAUAUAUUUACUGGCAGUUGUUUGACUGGUUGUAUCACGUCGUGCAGCGUUGUGCUACUUCCAGAAUACUCAUACUACACAAUACUGAAUAAAGAUAUUCUUUCCAAAAAAAAGAGGAGACUUGUAAUUUGUGGAAGCAAUUCAGUCAAGAGUUACGAAGAAUUUUAUCGGACCUUUAAUAUCCGUGCUGAGAUCUUUCUAUAGGAUUUAACUGAGGUUGACUUGAAGACAUUCUUCAUCAUGUUAAAGAAAAUAUGGAUUCUUGCCGUGUUCGCCCUCGUCUUCGUCACCCUUGUUCAGGCGAAUGAUGACGACAAAGACGACGAUGUCGAUUUCACUGAUGUAUGUCCUGUAGAAGAUAUCGAGGAGGAAGUAGAAGAGAAAACGUGUGUUGCUCCAGGCCACCCAUGUGACUCCAACCCUUGUCAAAAUGGAGGGACAUGCUAUGAGAAGUUUGGUGCCCUAAGCUAUUACAGAUGUUUUUGUACUACACAGUGGAUUGGACGACAUUGUGAGACGGUUUCAACUAAACCCAAACCAGUCAGAGCUCAGUAUCCAGGACGCUACAUACCGUGUCACGCUAACAAAUUCAACCGGGAUGGAAUAUGUUUUGACGAUCUAUACGACUUUUAGCUACAUAAGAAAGGCGUUGUGCGGAUGUGGCCAUGCCUACGGUGACCAUGCCUACCCGGACAUGUUUGGAUAAUGCAUCAGACAGGAAUCAAUAUAGAAGCCCAAAAAAAGACAUGAUGAAUAUAGAUCCCGAAUCUCACUUAUAUUAUUAUUGUUGGUCCGUAUUCUAUUAAUUCCUUUAAUUGAUAGGAUUGCAUGGUGUGGUACAAUAGUGAGGAAAACUGAACGGGUACACCAUACAAGCAUCCCUUUAAGCCUUCUUCUCUAAUUCCUUUAAAUCCAACCCUGGGUCUAAAAUCACCUUUAACAAAAGGAAGCUUAGACCUCGGACUAACUUUGUUUGUUAAUCCCGAUUUAUUUUUCACUGGUAAAAGAUUACAAAACAAAUUACAAAUAUAAAGAAUCCUAAUCUCAUCGAGACAAGAAGACAAGAUCGACUCACAUCUUCUUGUAUUCUUGUUUCAGUUGGAAGCUUGGUGGAGAGGUUUCAUGGAUUAUGUUCAAUUCAAUUCAAUUCAUUUAUUUUCAUUCUCCAUAAAAAAACAUUAAAACAUACAAACAUGAUAUUCACAUAAAGAUCGAUAACAGAGAAAAAUACAAAGGGAAGGAACAAACAAAAUUUUAUGGGAAUGUGGGGUUAACAAAAAGGGCAAUUAGCCUCAUGAACGUCAACCACUUUUGCUUUUGAACUUUUUUAAGACGACUUGACGAGGUCCAAACAAUUUUGUCUUCUCGCUGAAGAAGAUGAUGAUCCAUAUCGGCGGCUGUCUGCAAGAACUUGGCCAUGAGAGCAUAUUGUGUAUAGCAGUUACGACCUUCUUGAGGGAAGACAUUACAAGUGUAUCGAUCUUUUUAUCCUAUCCUGUUACCGGCACUGCAAGAAGGUGAUUCGACAACAAACUACUUGACAAAGUUUUUUAACUUUGAAAAUGCCGUCUUUCAUACUGAUUCUAGAUAAUUAUGUCGCCUAUCAACAGAUGUCAUUUGAUCUUGAUUUUACCCGUGUUUUUAUUUAAUUUCCCGUGUUCAGUGAAUUAAUUGCCAGAGAGACAAAUUAUUAUUAGCUGUAUCUUUCGUUCGAAGUUAUCAUUAUUUUUUUGAGGAGAUAUCGUUUAACCUCAGUCACAUCAACUAGACCGACACCAGAGCAACCCAACAUAAUGAUAUUCCCAAGUUACGAUUAAUGUGAAUUUGUUCAACGUUACUAAUAAACAAAAACAAAAAGAA
Strongylocentrotus purpuratus (purple sea urchin) is the source of this 1940-nucleotide messenger RNA. Its product is annotated as sushi, nidogen and EGF-like domain-containing protein 1. The coding region runs from base 321 to 713 and encodes 130 amino acids. Lineage: Eukaryota; Metazoa; Echinodermata; Echinoidea; Camarodonta; Strongylocentrotidae. The record is from RefSeq and is a predicted model, not a curated record. The transcript has 5 exons.